This is a messenger RNA of Siniperca chuatsi (mandarin fish), 5558 nucleotides long. Its product is annotated as zinc finger MIZ domain-containing protein 2-like. Lineage: Eukaryota; Metazoa; Chordata; Actinopteri; Centrarchiformes; Sinipercidae. Gene Ontology annotation, biological process: regulation of transcription by RNA polymerase II; protein sumoylation. The record is from RefSeq and is a predicted model, not a curated record. Gene Ontology annotation, molecular function: SUMO ligase activity; zinc ion binding.
CUCCUCUCCUCUCCUCCCCUUCAACCUGCUGGGUUUCGGCAGCAGUGCAGAGGAAACACACCGGAGGCUGUAACAUCAGACUCCCGCAGUACUUCAUUUGACUUGUUUUUAUUUUGACGCUCCUGGAGCAGCGGGGGAUGGUGUCGCCUCCUGAAGCCGGAUAAUCAGACGCAGAGGCCGGCGGCAGGGAGAGCUAGCUGGCUGGAGUUAAAGCCAGGGCUCCUGGGUGAAACUCGGAUUUAAUCGGGACAUUUCUGGAUAUUUGGGACGUCUUCGGCCUGGGUCUCCCGGCUGUGGCGGAGGACUGUUCUGGCUUUGGGUGCGCUCGGCCCUUGAUGCCCCGGAGCCCCGGAGGAGCUCGGACUGCGGAGCCCCGGAGCAGGGCUCGGACACCGGGGAAGAAGAGGAGGAGCUUGUCUGUCUGUCUGAUUGGACCCCGGCGAGCCAGCCCCCCCCCACCAUGAACCCUCUGAACCAGAUGAAGGCUGGACUGGCCAACAACCCACACAGUGAGGGUUCGUACCCCUACGACCCCUCCAGCUGGCAGCAGCCCUCCAAUCAGCCCACAGGAUCCCUCUCCGUGGUAACCACCGUCUGGGGAGUGACCAAUCCCUCGGCCAGCCAGGGUCUGGGCGGAGGGGUGAUGGGGCCUGGGGCCAACCCUGGUGGGGGGCCCAUGAUGCAGGGCCCCGGGGGCCCGGGCAUGGCCGGCGGGCCCGGAGGCUACAUGGGCCAGCAGGGCUACGGAGAGCCCAGCAAAGGCUACCUGAACCAGGGCAUGUACGGCCGGACGACCGGGGGCUACGCUGGAGGACCGGGGGGCUACGCCGGGAGUUACCCGACGAACCCCGGAGGCUCCAGAGGUUCUGACUUCACUCAGGCCGCCGCCGCCGCCGCCGUCGCUGCUGCCGCCGCCACGGCGACCGCCACCGCCACGGCGACCGUCGCCGCCAUCCAGGAGAAGCAAAACCAGGAAAUGAACUACGGACAGAUGGGAGGUCCAGCCUACAGCAACCAGUUCAUGGCCCACUCUGGCCCCCGCGGCCCCCCUGGCAUGGCUCCUGGAGGUAUGGGCCCCGGGCCUGGACCUACCAGGGGCCCUCCCUCUAUGGGCCCCAUGUAUGGACCUGGAGGCGGCCCGCAGAGGGUCCCUCAGCACCCAAACUACGGCCCUGGACCACAACAGGGCCACCUGAGGCCCCCGCAGGGCCUCAAGCGGCCCUACGGCUCUGAGUCUUUCCCAGGAAUGUCUCAGCAGUACGGCGUUCCGGUCGGUUCCAGUGUGAGCGUGAUGUCAGCUCCCGGCGGUGCCGGCGGUUCAAUUCCGGGUUCAGGCGGAGGCGGCCACGCCGGCCCCGGCCCGUACGCCGGCCCCAACAUGCAGUACCACCCGGGUCCUGGUGGUCCGGGCCCCGCCCCACAGCGCUCCGGCUCCUCCCCUUCCUACCAGACCCACAAGAUGCCCCUCCCUCAGUACCCCCCUGGACCCCCCAACUCGCAGUACUACAAGCAGGACCAGUUUAACGGUCAGGGCGGGGGUUUAAACGCUCUGACAGCAGGGGGCGCCGGUGGUGUCUACAACUCCUUCAACCAGCCGUCUGGGCCUGGUCGAGGGUUGCCAGGUUACCCCUCCUCCCCAGUUCCUGGAAACCCGACCCCUCCCAUCACCCCCAGCAGCUCCAUGGCCCCGCCAUACAUGUCGCCCGGCAACAGUGACGUCAAGCCGACGCCCUCUUCCUUCCUGCCCGACAUCAAGCCCAACAUGGCCGGCCUGCCCCCCCCUCCUCCUACAGGGAACCCUAGCGACGACCUGCGGCUGACCUUCCCGGUGCGUGACGGCGUGGUCCUAGAGCCCUUCAGAUUAGAGCACAACCUGGCUGUCAGCAACCACGUCUUCCAGCUGCGAGACUCCGUCUACAAAACGCUCAUCAUGAGACCGGACCUGGAGCUCCAGUUUAAGUGUUACCACCACGAGGAUCGACAGAUGAACACCAACUGGCCCGCCUCCGUCCAGGUGAGUGUGAACGCGACUCCUCUCACCAUCGAGCGAGGCGACAACAAAACUUCCCAUAAGCCUUUGUACCUGAAGCAAGUCUGCCAACCGGGCAGGAACACCAUCCAGAUCACCGUCACCGCCUGCUGCUGCUCUCACCUGUUCGUCCUCCAGCUGGUUCAUCGGCCGUCGGUCCGCUCGGUGCUGCAGGGUCUGAUGAAGAAGAGGCUGCUGCCUGCGGAGCAUUGCGUCACCAAGAUAAAGAGGAACUUCAGCAGCGGCUCGAUCCCCGGGACCCCCGGGUUAAACGGAGAGGACGGCGUGGAGCAGACCGCCAUCAGAGUCUCGUUAAAAUGUCCCAUCACUUUUCGCCGCAUCCAGCUGCCCGCCAGAGGCCACGACUGCAGACACAUACAGUGUUUUGAUCUGGAGUCGUACCUGCAGCUCAACUGUGAGAGAGGAACGUGGAGAUGCCCAGUCUGCAAUAAAACAGCCCUGCUGGAAGGUCUGGAGGUGGACCAGUACAUGCUGGGGAUCCUCAUCUACGUUCAGAACUCGGAGUACGAGGAGAUCACCAUCGACCCGGUGUGCAGCUGGAAGCCGGUUCCUGUGAAGCCAGACAUCCACGUGAAGGAGGAGUCUGACGGCCCCGUGUUGAAGCGCUGCCGGACGCUCAGCCCCAGUCACAUGGUCCUACCCAGUGUCAUGGAGAUGAUUGCAUCGCUAGGCCCCGCCCCCUCCGCUGCCUCCUCCUCCUCCUCGCCGAUGCCCUACCCCUCCCUGCCUGCAGGGGGCAGCAGCAACAGCAGCCACACACCAGACUACCCCGGGCCAGCUCCGUCCUAUCCCAGUCAGUCCGGGGGCUUCUCAGACUUCAGUGGACCUGGGACUCCGGGGGUCGGGGGGGACUUCUCCUCCCCCGGUCCUCCCCCUCUCUCCUACCAGUCUGAGCUCUCCAGUGCCCUCCUCACCCCCGACAAACCUCCCCCACACCCGCUGGCUGGACAGAUGUCAGUCUCGGGCCGUCUGGACUCCACUUCCCAUGGUGCUCCUCUCUCCCAGCAGCAGUCGCAGGGUCUUCACGGAAACUCCCAACUGGGGGGCGGCAACCAGAUGAUGCACCGUAGCAACCAGAACCCCCGUCUCCACGGCGACAGCUCCUUUGGUCUCGGGGGGUCUGCGGAGGUUCCUGAACCGUCUCUGGACUUGCUUCCGGAGUUGACCAACCCGGACGAGUUGCUGUCGUACCUCGGACCGCCGGACCUCCCGAACAACAACAACAACGACGACCUGCUGUCCCUGUUCGAGAACAACUGAACCCACGCAGACUCGCGCUCGCACCUCCGGAGCCGAAGCGAAACAAGCCGAGGCUCUGCUGUAAGAUACGAACUCCUCCUCUGCUCGCCCGCCAACACGGCAGGCGGUCCAACAUGGCCGCCGUCCGCACAGGCCGGAGCGGACGACAAGAAGGAAACGAAACAAAAAAAACAACAACUUUUAAAUCUGAGAACUCUUUGAUGUGUGACUAUGAACUUUGAUGGUAACUUUAUUUUAUUGGUUUUUUUUUUUAUUCUCUGAAACUGUAUUUUGAUGCUUCAUCCUUCAUUCCCCGUCGGGCCGGCGGCCUCGCCGCUCUCAGGCGGCCGUUACGUUGACGACCACACCGCCGCUCCUAACUGCACAUCACACACACACACACACACACACACCGUCACUGCUGAGCGCUUCACACGUCGUCCCUCAGUUUCUACGUUUCUUCCAGACAAACGUUGGUUUCAGUUCAUUUCUGUGAAAAUGCAGAGAGAUGAUGGUCCGUGCGGAGUCCGGCUGUCGGAGCGUGGAGGCUCAGCAGUGCUGAGAAGUAAACGUGACGUGCAGUUAGAGAGCCGUGUGGUCCCUUUUUUUUAAAGCCAGAAUAUUUCUGGUCCAAAUGAGUUUUAAAUGUGAUGCUAUAAAAAGAAGAAGAUGAGCUUUAAAGGAGCAGUCUGCGUCGGCUGUGGACACACGUGGAGACGCUGAAGGCGGCGUCCACAAAGAGGAACUGUUGAGUCCAUGAAAAGUCCCAAAAAGAUGAAGCAUUUACACUGAGCCACAGCGUCGCAGGGAGGGUCCGGUUUUAAACGCAGAGCUGCAGAUAACGAACGUUCGCUCUUGUGUGUGGUUAUAUUUUUAGACAGCUCGUCUUUAAAAACACAGAAUCGUUCCAGCCUCCGUUUUCUCCUCCGAUCAGUUCCGGCCCGUCUGAGCGGUUCGAGUAAAUCCAGCACCUGCGGCCGUUUCAGUGGCUCGGGAUCGCUGAUGCUAGACUGAAACGAUGAGACGGAAAAAUAAUCAGCAGCGAUCUAGAUUAACCGAUGAAUCUUUUUAGUCUGUGAAAUGUCAAAAAACGUCCAUCCGAGUUUCCCAGAGUUCAGUGCGACGUCUUGUUUUAGAAACCUGCAGACGUUCAGCUGGAGGAACCGCAACCAGACAGUUUUGCAUUUUUUUCACUUGAUUUGCUUAAAGACAUGAACUGUGUCUCCGCGCACGAGAGAGGCAGUUUCCCGUCUGCUGCGAUGGGAAACUGUGGUGCUCCUCGGGGCUUUGUAAUAUUUUGUGGGCAAGCCCGCUGAGUUCUUCUUCUGGUGUUUUUUAGCCGUUAAUCCCCCCCCCUCCUGUGGACUGCAGCCGGGCCUACGGAGGUUUACGGCUAGCGCGGGAAAACCGAGACGGACGGCGAGCUGUGUACAGGCGCUGGGCGCGUUUACACGCUUUACACCGGCGUCUGGAGAAUCCCCGUUAUCUGCUGCGCACGUGAACGUCAUAUCCUGGGCUCAGAAACGUGGGUGUUGUUCUCGUCGCGUAAACAGCGAGCCGAAUCACCAGGCUUCUCCCGUUCCGCCUAAACACCACAUCCCGAAUCCCAUCAAACCGCCUCAUUUAGGAAGUGGGUCGAAUUUCUGCCAGAUCGGCUGUCGUUCGGAGAGCGGUCGCGUAAUACAGAAAGGCGUUACGAAAGUCUGUCGUAGAAACGCAAGGCAAAAUAAAAAGAUACGGAAGGAGCGAAAGAAGUAAAAUGGAAAGUUAAAAUAAGCUGAAAUAGAAAGAAACGCUGCACGCUGGGUUUCAGUCCUCCUCAGCGCAGUGGCUGAGUGUAAAUGUGUAUUAAUCACAUCUGGAUUUUAUCAGAUAUGGACACCCCCCCCUCCGAGGACAAGGAUCCACUUUAGGGCAACUUUGUGAGGCAACUGCUUUGGACAAAGAAAGAAAGAAAAUGUGUUGAGUUGCUCGGAGAGUUGCCGUUCUUGCCUCAAACUGUUUUUGCUGAGCUCACAGCGACAGAGCUCGAUCAACCAGUUUGUAUAUGUAAUAAUUACAGAGUCCAUCUUCAUCCUCCUCCUCCUCAUCAUCAUCAUCGUUCUGUAUGUUGUAAAGUGACUAGAGUCCAGACAGUUGUGGUGUCUCCAAAAAAAUAAAACUGUACAUGAUCACACUGUAUGAUUCAGUAAUGAUGCUAACAGCAGCAACAAUAAUAAGAAUAAUAAUAAUAACCUUUGUAAUUUAAUAAACACACACUGGAAAGACA